Messenger RNA from Copidosoma floridanum, 1293 nucleotides. RefSeq lists its product as uncharacterized. Lineage: Eukaryota; Metazoa; Arthropoda; Insecta; Hymenoptera; Encyrtidae. Gene Ontology annotation, cellular component: transcription factor TFIIIC complex. Gene Ontology annotation, biological process: transcription by RNA polymerase III. The record is from RefSeq and is a predicted model, not a curated record.
AUGUCUGACCCGGACUCUGAGUUAGAAGAUGACGAGGAGGAGAUUCUCGUCUACGUGGAGUUUGACAAUUUCGCUACGAGCGACGUGUUUAGCAACAACAACUUGAAAUUGGAUAUGUUGGGCUUGGACUCCGACCAUCCCGUCAUGCAGAUCAAUGGCAAAUUCUUCGAAGGGACUUAUGAGGAUGCUGUUGGAACCUAUUUGUUUUUUGAAAAGGACAAGAAUCCUGAAUUUGACGACCAGAUAUUUGACAAAAUUCCAAGUUUGAAGUACUACAACAAGACGAGAAAGCUUCUUAAAAUGCAGAGGGCUUUUCUGGUACCAAAGUACGAGGUUGUGGGAGAUUCCAAGCACAGCGAGUGCAUUCCCAAUGUUGAAACAUUGAAGGAGGCUGGAGUACCGCCAAAGUACCAAGAAGAAGCUCUUUCGUUUUGGAAAAAUUCUAGAGACCUUAGGCUAAAUGCAUUGAACAGUUAUUUGAAAAAACAAGAGUUUAGAAAAGAGUUGAGACUUAGAGGUUUUGAACCUGAAUCAGAAUCAGAUGAAGAAAAUCCUUUUGCCAUGUACAAAUCCGUGCUGGAUGAAUUUAGUCAUGAGAACUUUGAUCAAAUUGAACGUGGAACGGAUUGCAAUGGUCAGGGAGAAUUUUCAGAAGAAAAUCGAUCUCACGUCAAUAAUACAGCUACACAAAUUUCCCAAAAAUUUACCGUGAUAGACCCUGGACCAUCCACCUCUAAGAGUAGUAGACCCUGGAUCGAUGAUGAAGAUGAGGAAAAUAAAAAUACUGACAGUAGUGAUGAUACCGAUUGGGAGCCAUUCUCAAAGAAAGUUAAAAGUAUUGGGAGAAUACGGUCAAAAGUUGCGAAAUCAAAAGUAGUUAAGGUUUCGAAGAAAAAAACAAAAUCCAACAUGGAGAGUAGUAACAUGAGUGAGUCUUUAGAAACUGUGAGUGAAACGAAUGAUGUUCAAAAAAGUUUAGUUAAAAACAACGAAGUUGACAGAAAUGGUAAAGCAAGUAGUAAUAGUCAUGUCAAGAAAAAGAAAGUUAAACCUAUUGUAACCAAAAUUGAAGAAAUAGAAAUUGGUGAAGUGACGGCAAGUGAAAGUGAUAGGUUGUUGUCAAUGGAACUCAAUUUGGAAGAUGAUGUACAGAGAAGAAAGCGUGAGAGGCGUGAAGCAAAAUUGAAAGAGAUAAGAGAAAGGAUGGAGGCGCUAAAAAAAAAAAAAGUUCUAGUCAAAAAAGCAGCUGAUAGUUAAUGCGUGAAAUCACAUGUUAAUGAAAAUUGUGAUAAG